Molecule: messenger RNA, 2649 nt
Organism: Triticum aestivum (bread wheat)
Lineage: Eukaryota; Viridiplantae; Streptophyta; Magnoliopsida; Poales; Poaceae
Product: zinc finger MYM-type protein 1
Exons: 4
Coding region: 1-1542 (513 amino acids)
Source: RefSeq, a predicted model, not a curated record
AUGAGACGCAUCUCUCGGUCUCUCCCUCUCCCUCGUCCUGCGACUCCAAUCAGGCAAUCAGCGCGACAGCGCCGGCCAGGCCUGGCGCCAGCUCCGGCGGCGCGGACGGCCGAACCUGCAAUCAUGAAGAGGAAGAUAAUGCUCUUUUUUUUUGAGAAGGUUGGAUCAAGCUCCUGCCCUGGCUCCCAACCUGAACCUACUGCUACCGGUGUUGAUGAUUCCAACACAGCCGAACAAGGACAAAGUAGUGGACAGAGUGACACUCUUGAUCAGAAUAUUUCAGCAUCUGUAGAAGGUCCACAGCAAGAGACAGUUGUAACAGCAGAAACAGAUUAUAUUAGAGACCCCCGCAAACGUCUUCAAAUUUGGCAACUCCCUCCUGCCAAGCAAGACGAAGCUCGGCGUUUUUAUAUAUCUGAGGGCGCAUAUCAACCGAUCCUACAACCAGAGGAAUACCCAUUUGCUGGAACGGGUAAUCAUCGCCGUCGAUUCCAGAAAGAUUGGUUUACAAACCAUUUUUGGUUGGAGUAUUCAACUGACACACAUAGGGCAUACUGCUUGCCUUGCUUCCUCUUUUCCAAAAAGCCAAUUGGAAGGUGUGGCUCAGAUACAUUCACAGUCAAGGGAUUUCAAAACUGGAAAAAGGUCAAUAAUGGGAAAGAAUGUGCUUUUCUAACUCACAUGGGUCGUGAUCCUAACUCAGCUCAUAACUUUGUUGUUAGAUGUUUUGAAAAUCUUAAGAAUAGCAUGUCUCAUAUAGACAAGGUAAUGGUGAAGCAAUGUGAGAAAAGAGUGGCAGAUGCGAGACUAAGACUCAAGACUACAAUUGAUGCCAUUAGGUGGUUAGCAUUUCAAGCGUGUCCCUUUAGAGGCCAUGAUGAAUCUCCAGGAUCUAAAAACCGAGGUAAUUUUAUUGAGAUGCUCAAGAUUCUGGCGUCGUAUAAUAAAGAGGUCAAUGAAGUGGUGUUAGAAAAUGCUCCAAGAAAUGCAAAGUACACUUGCGGGGAAGUCCAGAAAGAAAUUGUAAGCAUAAUUGCUCGUAAAGUGCAGAAAUCAAUUAAAGAAGAAAUUGGCAAUCGCAAGUUUUGUAUAAUGGUUGAUGAAGCUAGGGAUGAAUCCAAAAAAGAGCAUAUGGCGGUUGUUAUUAGAUUUGCUAAUGAAGAAUCAAUUAUUACAGAGCGCUUUCUUGAUGUAGUGCAUGUUAAAGAUACUGCUGCAACAACUCUCAAAGACAAGAUACUUGUUGUUCUAGCUUUCAAUAACCUAAAUGUGCAAGAUAUCAGGGGCCAAGCAUAUGAUGGGGCUAGCAACAUGAGGGGAGAGUGGAAUGGAUUGAAGGCUCUUAUUCUUUGGGAGUGUUCGUAUGCAUACUACAUUCAUUGUAUGGCUCAUCAGCUGCAGUUGGCUCUUGUUGCAGCAUCCAGAGAGGUACAUGAGGUACACAACUUCUUUCAGCAUGCAAACUUUAUAGUCAAUGUUGUUAGUGCUUCUUCCAAACGCAACGAAGAAUUGCUAGCAAACCAAGCAGCUCAAAUUGAAUGAGAGAUCGAACUAGGAGAACUUGAUACUGGCCGAGGGGCAAAUCAGUUAGGCUCUUUACAAAGAGCAGGAGACACUAGAUGGAGCUCCCACUAUAAAUCAAUCCAAAGCUUAAGAAAGAUGUUUGCUGCUUUUGUUUCUGUUUUAAGAAGUAUAGCAAGUGAUCGUUCGGUCUCACAAUUUUCUCGAGGAGAUGUUGUUGGUGCUCUAGGAUUCUCAUCUCAUUUGAUUUUGUGUUUAUUCUGCACCUAAUGGAAAAAAUCAUGAAGAUCACUGAUGUGUUGUGUGUAAGACUGCAAAUUAAAUCUUUGGAUAUUUUGAAUGCUUUGGAUUAUGUGUUCACAAAGGUGCUGCUUGUUGACUUAAGAGAAAAUGGUUGGGAAUCUCUUCUUGAAGAGGUUAAUUCUUUUUGCCUGAAGCACGAGAUUGAUAUUCCGGAUUUUAAUCGCAAGUACGUUGAUGUGACCAAAUCCAGAAACAAGCAUGACAACACCACAACACUCCAUCACUACAAAAUGGAUGUAUUUAAUGUUGCCAUAGACCAACAGUUGACAGAGUUAGAUGAUCGUUUCAGUCUUCAAGCGACAGAGCUUUUAAGCCUUUGUGCAUCAUUGGAUCCAAGACGUGACACAUUUGACAUUUCAAGAAUAUGCACGCUAGUUGAAAAAUUAUAUCCUGCAGAUUUUUCUUCUUAAGAAAGAGCUCAGUUGGAGUGUCAGCUACCACAUUUUCAACUUGACACAUGCAACCAUCAAGAACUGAAAAUGUUACCAUCACUUGCAGCUUUGGCACAUGGUCUGGUCAAAACAGGUAAAUCAUCUAUGUAUUCAAUGGUCGACAGGUUAUUACGAUUAGUAAUAACUCUCCCGGUGUCGACUGCAACAGCAGAGAGAGCAUUUUCAGCUAUGAAACUUGUCAAGACUCGUCUUCGAAGUACAAUGGGUGAUGAUUUUCUUCGACAUUGUAUGAUAAUCUACAUCGAGAAGGAUAUAGCGUCAAAGUUUAGUUCUGAUGAAAUUAUAGACAUAUUUGAUCUUCUUGGUUGUCGCAAAGCCAAUUUCAAACUAAUAGAGAUGUAACUUCUUUGCAUUGUUUGAUUGACUGUAUGGU